This is a messenger RNA of Pollicipes pollicipes, 2330 nucleotides long. Its product is annotated as leucine-rich repeat and coiled-coil domain-containing protein 1. The record is from RefSeq and is a predicted model, not a curated record. The coding region runs from base 100 to 2166 and encodes 688 amino acids. The transcript is spliced from 18 exons. NCBI's taxonomy places the organism in Eukaryota, Metazoa, Arthropoda, Thecostraca, Pollicipedomorpha, Pollicipedidae.
AAGAAGUUAUUGUUACGCUUACUUGUUGCCCAGAAUAUUGUUAAGUGAAUGUCAAGAAUGAAGAGGAGCUGUUUUCACACCUCGUUCGAAUAAGGAACGAUGUGGAGCGAGGGCUCGGGAUCUCUGCCGGACCCGGACACACUCAUCCAGUUCCUGCUCACACCCAUGAACAAAUCAGGCAACGAAGAUUCCGCAGCUAGAAAAAAUGAGACACAGGCCAGCGCGCCGAUCGGCGAAGGCGACGACGGCGUUCAGCGACGCAUCUCGCGGCUUGAGCAGCGUUUGGACGCGAUGAGGUCGUCCUCACAGCUAUCGUCACAGUCGCAGCCACAGCCGCAGCCGCAGCCGCAGCCGCAGCCGCAGCCGCAGCCGCAGCCGUCGCAGCAGUCGCGGUCUCCGUCGCCGCCCGUGAAGGACGGAUCCAGGGAGAAGCGCGUGACGUUCGCAGUGAGCGCCAGCGAGAGGUCGACAUCAGACUCGGAGGCGAUGACGGCCGAGCUGCCGUCCGACCCGGAGAUCCUCGCCAUGCUCACGCCGCAGCAGUGCAAGCUAUGCAACGCCUACGCUCAGCGGUACCGCGAGGAGCAGCGCGAGCGUGUCAAGCAGGAGGUGACGGCGGCCACCCUAGGCCAGGCCCUCUGCGGCACCGAGGCCGAGCGGGACAAGCUCAAGUCGGGCCUGGCGCACAUCCAGAACGAGAUCCAGAGGAUGAAGGAGGAGACGGUACGCCUGGAGUCGACCCGCGAGAAGACGUCCCGAGAGCUGCGACGCUCAGAGGAGGACCGCAGCGAUCUGCAGCUGAAGCUGAAGGUCAUGUCGGAGUGUGUGCGGAAGCGGGACCUGGAGCUGUCGAUCCAGCGGCAGGCGCUGGACGACCGCGACCGGCGGCUCAAGGACGCUCAAAACGAGGGGCACGCGACGACCAAUAAGCUGAUGAUGGCCCAGGAGCAUCUCCACCACCUGAAGACGGACGGCACCAGCCAGGCGCAGAAGAUCAGCGAGCUCAAGGACCUAUUGGCCGAGAGGGAGAAGCAGCACAUGGCUGAGAUGAAGAAAAAGCAUUGCGCCGACAACCCGACCGUGCAGAAGCUGAUCUCCAAGGCGGUGGAGGAGGCGCGCGCCGCCUGUCAGAAGGAGGCGGCAGCCGUCCGCGCCAAGGCCGACAAGGAGGCGAACGGCCUGCGCAAAGAUAGCGAGAGGAUGACGGCCGCGCUGGCCAAGUUCAAGGAACGGUUCACCGAGCUGGCCGACGAAAAGUCGGCGCUGGCCGAGCAGCAGGACAAGCAGAAGCGCCAGCUGAGUGAGGCGCUGGCCACCUCCAAACAGAAGGAGCAGAAGGUCACCGAGCUCAGCCAGACGCUGAAGACGGUGCGGCAGGAGAUCGAGAAGCUGGAGGCGCAGCGGAAGAACGACCAGACGACACACAGCGCCGCCGUCGCCUUCCUGGAGAACAAGGUCAAACAGCUGGAGGCAGCGCAGCAGAAACAGGCGCAGGAAAAGGCUGAGAUGGGCGGCGUGAAGAAGAAGCUGGAGGAGACGGAGAAGCGGUGCUCGGAGGAGGCCACGCUACGCCGCGCCGGCGACGCCCGGCUCUCGGUGCUGAAGCAGCAGCUGGAGGAGAUGACGGCCGAGCACACCACCGGCGUGGAGACGGAACGGCGCCGCUGUCACCGGCUGCAGGUGGAGCUGGACCGGCUGUCUGAGAAUAAGGCGCAGCUCAUCAGCCGCCUGGAGCACGCCGAACGCGAGCUCGACCGCUGCGCCAAGAAGAACGAGGGCUGGUCCAAGCUCUGGGAGGAGAAGGUCGACCUCAUCCGCAAGCUGGAGACCCAGGUGAAGAUGGGAAGGUCCAUGAACGACGACAAGGUGGCGAACCUGCGACAGGAGCGCGACCGGGCCAUGGACCUGGCCAAGCAGGCCGCCAGGAAGCUGCAGACGCUGGACUCCGAGUAUCAGGCCAAGAUGGACGAGAUGCACGGCCUGUUCGAGGCACAGCUGGACGGCAUGCGCGCCUCCAAGGACCACGAGCUUCAGAAGAGCGCCGAACGGGUGCGCGAGAUCGAGGCCAUGCUGCGCGAGGUGUCGGCGGAGACUGCUGCCAGCCGAUCCUCGCUCGAGGACAAGAUGCGACGCAUCAACCUCAUCACAAAGUCGUUCGAGGCGUGACGCGCCGGCCGUGCCGUGCAGCGACAAAAUCGUGCAGUGUCGUGCCGUCAGGUCUGUCCCCUCCGCCGCUCUCACACCGACACACCGGUCGCCCCCGUCCCGCCGCGCCCUGCUCACAAAGCCGAGGUACACGCAGGGCAGGCAAAUAAAUCACUGGUGUCUGA